Molecule: messenger RNA, 1185 nt
Organism: Paralichthys olivaceus (Japanese flounder)
Lineage: Eukaryota; Metazoa; Chordata; Actinopteri; Pleuronectiformes; Paralichthyidae
Gene: prlh2
Product: prolactin releasing hormone 2
Molecular function (GO): hormone activity
Source: RefSeq, a predicted model, not a curated record
CUGUCAACAGGAAGUGAGCGUGACUUCUGAAGCGACUUCAAAAUAAACUACAGGAGCUUGCGCUUCUCUGUACUUCCGGUUUCGUCAAAGACGCCUACGGAGAACUAAAGUGCUGCCCCAGGAUGGAGGACACACACAUACGCACUUGCAUCAGGCGACUUUACAUCUGACUCCCACCGACUGGCUGAAGUUCUUCUCAUCUUAACCUCUCACUUGUGAGUCAUCGCUGUCUCCUCUCCGCACAGUACCUGAUUGGGUGCUGGCUGGUCCCUUUGUAAUCAAGCUGAAUGAUGAGAGACUCAUCACAAACCUCCCACCUCAGUCAUUGUCUGACAGACCUACUUGAGCCACUGGGUCUUCCCAUGCUCACUAAUUCAAAGUCGUCCGUGUGUCAUUGACUCCCUGAUGGACUACUCUGCUACGUGACGGACAUGAGGAAAACUCCAAAAAGCAGCCGUCCUCUGUCAGAGGGGUGAGGGGGGGGUUAAGGAGUGGGAGGAGGCGAGGAGGAGGAGGUGGGUGAUGCAUCCUGUAGGUCUAGGAUGACUGUGUGUGACUGACGUUCUUGAUUCAUCAUCCAACAUCCUCAUGGGCAGCAAGGCUAUAUAAGCUGGAUCACACCUGCUCAACAAUAACCACUGCAGACCUCCGCCGACUAACCUCAUCCUGUUACCAAAGUCCAGGUGCCUUGAGCGACUCCACAGCAUGCUGCCUGGGAGAGCGGCUGAUGUCCAGCACUGUGUCCUGACGAGCCGCUGGCUGCCCGCAGUCCUGGCACUGCUCCUCCUCCUCUCCUCCAGCAUCAGCAGCGCUCACAGCACCACGGUGGAGCACGACUUCCACAUCGUUCACAAUGUGGACAACAGAAGUCCAGAGAUAGACCCAUUCUGGUACGCAGGGCGCGGGGUGAGACCCAUCGGACGCUUUGGGAAGAGGCACAGCGUGGGGGCUCUGGGCAGCAGCGGGAUGCAGCCUGUCGUCAGGACGCUGGAGCUGCUCCUCAACAGCAUCAGAAACAAGGAGAACCUCAAGAAAGCACUGGAUGGAGAAGACAGGGAUUGGUUACCAUGACAGCGUGUCCUCCCCCCUCAAUUCAUAAACUCUGAGUGUCUUUAUUUUUUAUCUUGAUUACAGUUACUUACUCUGUAUUUCUCCCUGGUGUCUGUUCUGAGGCCUUGGUUGACA